AUGCAAGAUUCCCACCACCACCGUGCCCCCAGCCUGGGUCAGAUGCAUCAAGAGCUGGAGAACGAACAAGAGGCCCAAGUCAAUAGACUGCUGCACAUGAUAAGAGUCCAACAAGACCAGAUCGAUGAACUGCAUGGUGAUCAGCCCGCUACUGCCUCUUCGCCCGCUGUCACGGACUCCGAGAACAGGCCUCGUACUCUGUCAAGCUCGAGCAGACAGCAGCCAGCACUGCCCCAGCGCCCCGUCACAUUAUCGCGACACUCAUCCCAAGCCAUAUCCGUCACCAGUGGUCCCCGAAGCAGUAGCAGAUCUCCUGCCCUCCGUCCUGUAGCCUCACCGUACGACAACCAACGCGAGGAUUGGCUGCUCGGUGCCAACCGUGAUGAGAGUGCUUUCUACCAAGCAGAGACGCAGAUGUUGACCCGAGAGAACCAGAUGCUCAAGGCCCGCAUCCGUGAACUUGGUAAGUUCAUCUAA
Molecule: messenger RNA, 477 nt
Organism: Aureobasidium pullulans EXF-150
Lineage: Eukaryota; Fungi; Ascomycota; Dothideomycetes; Dothideales; Saccotheciaceae
Exons: 1
Coding region: 1-477 (158 amino acids)
Source: RefSeq, a predicted model, not a curated record